Messenger RNA from Annulohypoxylon truncatum, 1825 nucleotides. Its product is annotated as ribonuclease III. Lineage: Eukaryota; Fungi; Ascomycota; Sordariomycetes; Xylariales; Hypoxylaceae. Gene Ontology annotation, molecular function: ribonuclease III activity; RNA binding. Gene Ontology annotation, cellular component: RISC complex; nucleus; cytoplasm. Bases 177 to 1421 code for a protein of 414 amino acids. The transcript is spliced from 2 exons. Gene Ontology annotation, biological process: siRNA processing. The record is from RefSeq and is a predicted model, not a curated record.
UGAAUUAAAGGGCACAAGCUAGCCUGGUACUUGGCAUCAAUCUUCUCGGCAUCAAAUUGAUGUUCUCCACAUAUAAAUUCAAAUUAUUACUGCCUACCUAUGUUUAUAGGUAGGUAAUCAACAACAACUUGAACUUACAUACCAAUUACCUGGGUAUCUCUCAUUCUAUAAUCAGAAUGUCGAAGCGUUCGUAUACAGACUUCGCAUCCAAGGAUGCAACGUCAGUUUCGCAAAUCUUGGAGCAUGCCGAAGAUUUGCUGAGAGCUGCAAAAGCCUUAAAGAAGGAGCUCGAUACAUUUCGUGAUGUUCCCGAAGUAAACGAUCAAAUCAUAUCGGUCCUGCAACGCCACAACAAGAAAAUAUUGCCUUCCGCCCAAUCACUAACUCAAGAUGAGACGAAUGCCAUUAAUCAACAUGAGCCUGGAUCUCACAAGAUUCAAAAGCUCGAUGGUGAUGGGGGAACUUCCGGCAAUGCGCCUACAGCGCUUAUCAUACCACCACCGGUAUUACUAACUCGGUGGACACCUGAUGAUAUACCUAGCUCGGGUCUGCCGCCUUUGCCUCCUAUCCUAGAUCCUGCUCUCGAACAGGCAGCGCUUACUCACUCCGGGAUGACGACGAGGCCAACAGAUAUGAGCUACGAGAGACUCGAGUGGAUCGGAGAUGCUUACCUCUACCUGAUGUCUACAUCUUUCAUCUACCAAACCUUCCCAAAUCUAAGUCCUGGGCGAUGUUCUCAGUUACGCGAGAGACUUAUCAAGAACGGGACUCUGUCCAACUAUACUGUGCAGUACGGAAUUAAUAAACGCACGAGAUUUCCUGCCGAGUUUGAUCUACAUGGUAGAAUCGGCGGAAGCCAGGCGUCUCAUAAUGCGAAGAAGAAAGUGUUAGGCGAUGUGUUCGAGUCUUACGUCGCAGCUGCAAUUUUAGGGGACUCGGAAGGCCUAUCGCGUGUGUCACUCUGGAUAAAGUCCCUUUGGAGCACAACGAUCGCACAAGAGAUACGGGAAGAGUGCAGAGGUCAAUCCCGUCCUACACAUGAUUAUUCGAAGACCGAGAACAAUGACGAUAGCCAAAAGCCUGCCAAACGGGACUUAAACCCUAAAGUUCAGCUCAGUCAGAUCAUUGGCGCCAAAGGAGUCAAGAUCUCAUACAACGACGUGGGUGGACCGAAGAUGGACAAGGCCUCGGGGAAACUUCCGUGGUAUACAGUGGGCGUGUUCUUCGAUGGUUUUGGAGAGAAAAACCUUCAGCUCGGUAUCGGAGGUGCAUUGUCGAAGAAGGAGGCUGGGGCCAAUGCAGCACUCGCAGCGUUGGAGAACAAAAGCUUGAUCAAGCGUCUGCGAAAGAAGAAGGAAGAAUCCUUACAAGCAGCAAAGUCGGCCGAAUCGACCCAACAAGAGUAUGACAACUGGUCUUAGCCGAGUUACAUUUUGCAGUGUACCCGUUAUGUGGCACCAGAUAUUUACGACCAGAAAAUAAGAAUCAGAAAAGGCCAUCCUAAUUAAUUAACAUACUAGCAUAAUAAUCAUUCCCGAGAGAAACCCCCGGUUAUAUACUGCAUAGGUAGGUAUAAUGUAUGUUAAGUUAGGUCAAUGGCUUAUUCAUACUUACUGAUAUAUCUAUAUAAUCCAUCAAGCAACCCCGUCUCGUCACCUUGUGAAUGUUUAGCCUCACGAUAACAGGCGAGCUAUUGGGUUGAGCUGGUUGAGUUAGAUAUGAUCCAUUAUGAAACCACUCCAAUAGAUACUCGAAACAUAUUCAUAAAAAUGUAAAAUUGCAAGGCAUACAUGUGCUACACUUGUCCUAUCUGCAUUUUAUAACG